AUGAAGUCUACAUCAUUUAUGAUCAGCAUUUUUGUUCUUUUACCAAUCUUUUCUUGGUGUGCAACAUCAACCGUAGCAAACAAUUUACAAUCAGCUAAUUUAGAUGGAUUAAAAAAUCAAUUUCAAACAGCAAUGAAAUCAUUUUCUGAUGUAGCAUCAUUACAUUAUGCUCUUGCUGGUAUUAAAGAACUUGAUGUUCAAGCACCAGAUACAUUUUGUAAUGAUAUUAAACGAUUAGUUGAUAAAUCAAAUAUUGAAUCAAUAUAUCACGCAACAGAAGCAGCUAAAUCAUUAGCUAAUUGCAAAUUACCUGCUGAAGAUUAUCGUUCAACCAUAAGUUCAACAAUUCAAUCUGAUAAAAGUACAACAGCUGAUAUUUAUUAUGCCGUUCGUUCAAGUGUAAAUCUUGGUGUAAAUGUUGAUGAAGCAACUAUUGAAAAACGUCUUAAUUCAUUGGCUAAAACUGAUGAUAGCGUUUUAAGUCAAGGUUAUGCAUUAUUAACCGGUGCACAAUUAAAUCAUGCUAUAGCUAAAUAUUAUGCUGAUACAAUUAAUGAUCUUGUUCAACAAGCUGAUGAAGUUGAUGGACGUACAUUACAAUAUGAAGGUGGUGUUGGUGCAACAGCAUUAAUAUUUAAUGCUUUUCAUGAAGUUUCAGAAAAAGCUGAUUCACCAAUUAAAAUUGAUCCAAAACAAUUAAUGAAAUUUGCAAGUUAUUUUUCAACAAAACGACAUGUUGCAACAUUACGUAGUGCUUAUUAUUUAACAAAAGCAUUUAAAUAUUUAUCAGAUACUAAAAAUUCAAUACCGGUUGUUGUUACACGUGUUAAUCCAUCGACAAUUCAUUCACAAAAUCCAUCCGUACUUAUUUCAGUUACAAAUCUUUUUGGACAAUCUGUCGGAGAAAUGACUGUUAUGGCUGAAUCAGCUAAACGUAAAGAUGAUGGAGUUGUUGUUGUAUCAAAACAAAAACUUACACCAAAAGCUAGCGAUUUUUCUGUUUAUGAAUUACCAUUUUAUGAUAAAAAAAUUCCUCGAGGAUUUUAUACAAUUCAUUUAUCAUUAACACCACGUACCGAAGGAAAAUUUAUUGGUUUAACAGAUAUUACCAUUGAUGUAAAAGUAACAUCA
This is a messenger RNA of Adineta steineri, 1131 nucleotides long. The record is from the annotation of a GenBank genome assembly. Lineage: Eukaryota; Metazoa; Rotifera; Eurotatoria; Adinetida; Adinetidae.